CUCUCACCCCCCAAUUUCCAGUCACAAUCAUGGCGAAAAUUAAGAAGAAGGGUACCUCCGGUCAGGCCAAAAACUACAUCACCAGAACGCAGGCCGUGCGCAAACUGCAGAUUUCUUUGCCAGACUUCCGUCGACUAUGCAUCUUCAAAGGCAUCUACCCUCGUGAGCCUCGUAGUAAGAAGAAGGCUUCCAAGACUUCCACCCCCAAUACAACGUUCUAUUACACCAAGGAUAUCCAGUACCUCCUACAUGAGCCGUUGCUCCGGAAAUUCCGCGAUCAGAAGGCACUCGCGAAAAAGAUUGCCCGAUCGCUUGGACGUGGAGAAGUUAGCGAUGCAUCGCGCCUGGAGAAGAACCACGCCCCGAAACUCACUUUGGACCAUGUCAUCAAGGAGCGUUACCCUACCUUUAUCGACGCCCUGAGAGAUCUUGAUGAUGCAUUGUCGCUCCUCUUUCUCUUCGCGAACCUCCCCUCCACCAACCAUGUCCCGCCCAAGACUAUCGCCCUGUGUCAACGCCUGUGCCACGAAUUCCAGCACUAUCUAAUCACAACCAACUCGCUGCGGAAGUCGUUCCUCUCCGUUAAGGGUAUCUACUACCAGGCAACCAUUCAAGGGCAAGACAUUAUGUGGUUGGUUCCUUACCGAUUUGUGCAACGGGUUAACGGGGACGUUGAUUACCGCAUUAUGGCUACUUUCGUUGAGUUUUACACGACCCUUCUUGGCUUCGUCAACUUCCGGUUGUAUUCCUCAAUCGGUCUCAGGUACCCCCCGAAGUUUGACACCCGAAGCGAUGAGAACGGAGCGGAGCUGGCUGCCUUCACCUUGGAAGGACGCUCUAUCGGAGAUGUCCCGACGGCUAUUGAGGCAGGCAGCAAGCAAUCCGGCAACGCGCUAAACCAGGAGGUUUCUCGAGAGGUUCAAGACAAGGUUGACAAGGUGAUCAAGAAAGCCGGCCUGGAUCAGGCCGCGGGCGAACAGACCACUGAAACGACCGAGGAUUCUACCGAUGCGAUCGAUAAAUUCGAGCCUACCGCUCCUGAGGCCGAUACCCUCCCCCAGCCUGACUUGAGCGGGGAUGAAGCUGGGUCGCUUUUUGCUCCGUUCAUAUUCUACAUUUCUCGAGAAGCCCCCAAAGCUCCUAUAGAAUUCAUCCUUCGUUCCUUCGGUUGUAAACGGAUUGGCUGGGAUGCUGUUCUUGGGGACGGUGCCUUUACACAUAACGAAGCUGAUCCGCGCAUCACUCAUCAGAUUGUGGACCGGCCCGCCCUGCCAGAAUCUUCACUGCCCGCUAUUCCUGCCGCUACCGAGGGAGCUUUCCCAAAAGUCCGGCCCGGAACUCGUAUUCCUGGUAGAACAUACGUUCAACCGCAGUGGGUCUGGGAUUGCAUCAACGAAGGCAAACUUCUUCGCGCCGACCUGUACAGCCCGGGUGCCACUUUGCCGCCUCACCUCAGUCCAUGGGUGAAGCCUACUAAGGGUGCUUACGAUCCACGUGCCAGCUUGGCCGAACAGGAGGAAGAAGGUGAGGCCGAAAUUGCCGCCGAGGAAGAAGAUAGCGACGAGGAGAUGGACGAGGCCGUUGAGGAAAAGCCGUCUUUGGCCAAGGACAGCGAAUCAGAUGAAGCGGAGGACGAUGAGGACGAGUCUGUGGAUGGCGGCAUGGAUGUUGCCGGCACCGACGACGAUGACGAAAGCGAGACCGAUGGAGAAGAGCAAGAAGACUUUGCAGGCUUUGAGGAAGCCGAUGCCGGUUCCGAAUCAGAGGAUGAAGAGGAAACAGCUCGAACCCAGCAUCAGAAGGAACUCGAGGCUGAGGCAGCUGGUCUUCCUUUCUCAUCCAGCGGUGCCGCAGAUGGAACUACCAAGAAGAAGUCGCAAGCCAAGAAGCUCGCCUCUAAGAAACGCCAGGAAGAAGAGGAGCUGGAGAGACAGAAGAUGAUGAUGAGCCGGAAGAAGCGUAAGCUGCUGGAGAAGAUGAUGUACUCUAAUAAGAAGCAGUCAGAAGAAGCGGCGAAGCUGAGGUCCAAGCGCAGAAAGAUUGAAAAAGGUGCUGGGAAAUAAAUUAGAACAAGAAAAGUUAGCUCUGUUAGUGAUGCAAUGAUAUCUGGAUGGGAUUUGGACACCAUCGGCAGUUCGGCGUCUUUGAUAGUUUGCAAUUGUUUUAUAUAGACCG
Messenger RNA from Aspergillus ochraceoroseus IBT 24754, 2175 nucleotides. RefSeq names its product mRNA-binding ribosome synthesis protein NOP7 (gene nop7). Lineage: Eukaryota; Fungi; Ascomycota; Eurotiomycetes; Eurotiales; Aspergillaceae. Gene Ontology annotation, biological process: ribosome biogenesis; maturation of LSU-rRNA from tricistronic rRNA transcript (SSU-rRNA, 5.8S rRNA, LSU-rRNA). The record is from RefSeq and is a predicted model, not a curated record. Gene Ontology annotation, molecular function: RNA binding. The coding region runs from base 30 to 2063 and encodes 677 amino acids. The transcript has 3 exons. Gene Ontology annotation, cellular component: nucleolus; PeBoW complex.